GUCACUCUCCUGUAAUCGUGGCUCAGGUUUGCGGAGCUUACCCAGCCCUCCUGUCCGGGCACGCACCGAGUGUAGAGGCUGCGCUUGAGCGCGUUUUGGUUAGAGCCUUUUACUGUGAAGGCUGGGCGCUGGGAAGGAGGACCGGACCCUGUUUGAGGCUGAGAGAAGAGGCUGAAACUCCCCACAUAUGGCUCUUUCAUAGGAACAUUUACUUUUUUUUUCUUUCGGGAUCGUGGAGAGGAAGUGAAUUUAAGAUAAAUCACUUGAAGUCGCCCAGAAGGUGAAUUUGUGGGCGAAUCAUGGAGAUGCAGAGGUGGUCCACAAGGUGGAAAACGAAAAGAUGGUUUAUGGAUUCCACAGUAACAGCUUUCAUCACUUUAACCCUGGUUCUGCAGGCUGCUGAUGUCAGAGCAGCAGAACCAGUGGAUGUCCUAAAAGUAUUAGCAUUUCAAAAUUACCCUGAAGGAGUGACGAGAACAUCGGGAUUUUGUACAAACCGAAGAGCAUCGGAGCCCGACACAGCUUACAGAGUUUCCAAGCAGAUCCAGAUCAGUGCCCCCACCACUCAGCUGAUCCCUGGUGGUGUUUUCCCUGAGGACUUCUCCAUCCUGACCACAGUGCGACCAAAAUCCGGCCUCCAGUCCUUUUUGCUGUCCAUUUACAACGAGCAGGGAGUCCAGCAGCUGGGCGUGGAGGUGGGACGCUCACCUGUUUUCUUGUACGAGGAUCAGACGGGGAACCCCGCCCCCGAGGACUACCCCCUGUUUCGGGCUCUGAACCUCGCUGAUGGAAAGUGGCAUCGAGUGGCCAUCAGCGUGGAGAAGAAGACGGUCACGAUCAUUGUCGACUGUAAGAAGAAGAUCACCAAACCUCUCCUGAGGAGUGAGCGGGCCUCCAUCAGUGCCACCGGCAUCACCGUGUUCGGUACCAGGAUUCUGGACAAGGAGGUUUUCCAGGGUGACAUCCAGCAGCUCCUGAUUGUUGCUGAUCCCAAAGCAGCGUACGACUACUGUGAACACUACAGCCCGGACUGUGACACCGCCCACAGGGACUCCCUGCAGGCCCAGGAGCCAUCAGAGUACAAUAUUGAUGAUUUAGAUUACUCUCAGUUCUAUGAUUACUCUGAGGGGCCAACAGACGUCGCCCCCAUCGAUGGGUUAUCUGAACCACAGCUAAACAAUGUAGAGGGAGAUUACAAUACAGACUACGGGACUGUAGAUGCUACUCAGACUCAGUCCCCCGUUGACCCGAGUGGACCCAGUGAGGCUGUGGAGGAGGAAUUUGUUGGUGCGUUUGUCACCGAGGCCCCUCCCGUUGCUCCUGAGCCCAAAAACGUCCCCGAAUCGGUGGGCAACGUGGACGCUGGUGGAGAGGUGUAUGACUUUAAGGAGUAUGAUCUAAAUGAGUUUGACUUGAGUGAGACAGACAACAAGCUGUAUGACUAUGGGUCCUAUGAUGAGUUCGGAGUGGCCCCAUCCAAACCCCCCGCAGCCUAUGAGGAGGAGGUGGGGCCAGGGGUUGCCGCGGAAACUGAUGUUUCUGAGAGUAAUCAGGUUGUUGAAGCAGCUUUUGGGCAGAAGGGUGAGAAGGGCGAGCCGGCUGUGAUUGAACCUGGCAUGCUGAUUGAAGGGCCACCAGGGUCACCCGGCCCAGCUGGCCUCCCAGGACCAUCAGGCCUACAGGGACCCCCGGGUCCUGCUGGAGAUCCUGGUGACAGAGGUCCUCCUGGUCGGGCGGGUCUGCCUGGUGCUGAUGGUUUACCAGGACCUCCUGGUACCAUGUUGAUGCUGCCGUUCCGUUUUGGAGGAGACGGUGAGAAGGGUCCUGUGGUGUCGGCUCAGGAGGCCCAGGCUCAGGCUAUUCUCUCCCAGGCCAGACUGGCUAUGAGGGGACCCCCUGGACCAAUGGGUCUGACUGGAAGAUCCGGGCCUGUGGGUCUGCCUGGUCCAAGUGGGCUGAAAGGGGAGAGUGGAGACCCUGGUCCUCAGGGGCCCCGCGGCAUCCAGGGGCCUCCAGGACAACCGGGCAAGGCUGGCAAACGGGGCCGUGCCGGUGCUGAUGGAGCUCGCGGGAUGCCCGGAGAGUCAGGCGCCAAGGGUGACCGAGGCUUUGAUGGACUUCCUGGGCUGCCUGGUGAAAAGGGACACAGGGGGGAGCCGGGGCCCAUCGGACCAACUGGAGCUCCUGGAGAGGACGGUCAGAGAGGUGAAGAUGGAGAGAUCGGACCCAGAGGCCUGGCUGGAGAGAGUGGUCCCAGGGGAUUGCUGGGACCUCGUGGUCCUCCAGGACCUCCUGGAUCACCUGGUGUUGCUGGAGUCGACGGGCCUCAUGGUCCCAAAGGAAACAUGGGGCCUCAAGGAGAGCCAGGUCCACCUGGUCAGCAGGGAAUCCCAGGAACACAGGGUCUUCCUGGUCCUCAAGGUCCGAUUGGACCUCCUGGAGAAAAAGGACCUCAGGGCAGGUCUGGACUAGCUGGACUACCUGGAGCUGAUGGACCUCCUGGACAUCCUGGCAAGGAGGGUCCAUCUGGAGAGAAAGGUGCACAAGGUCCUCCAGGUCCGCAAGGUCCUAUUGGUUAUCCUGGCCCUCGAGGCGUCAAGGGUGCUGAUGGUGUCCGUGGGCUCAAAGGGUCAAAGGGAGAAAAGGGUGAGGAUGGUUUCCCAGGAUUCAAGGGAGACAUGGGAAUCAAAGGAGACCGGGGUGAGAUUGGCAUGCAUGGACCUCGUGGAGAGGACGGUCCAGAGGGGCCUAAAGGCAGAGCUGGUCCCAAUGGAGAGCUGGGACCUCUUGGUCCAGCUGGAGAAAAAGGUAAACUGGGGGUACCAGGACUGCCAGGUUACCCUGGAAGACAAGGACCAAAGGGCUCAAGUGGAUUUCCUGGGUUCCCUGGAGCCAAUGGCGAGAAAGGAGCAAGAGGAAUUGCUGGCAAACAAGGUCCAAGAGGUCAAAGAGGUCCAACGGGGCCUCGUGGUGCUCGAGGAGCCAGAGGUCCUACUGGCAAACCUGGACCAAAGGGAACCGCAGGCAACGAUGGUCCUCCGGGUCCACCUGGUGAGAGAGGACCUCAAGGGCCACAGGGACCAGUGGGAUUCUCUGGACCAAAGGGUCCCCCAGGACCACCGGGGAAGGAUGGGCUGCCUGGACACCCUGGACAGCGUGGAGAGACGGGUUUCCAAGGAAAAAAUGGUCCGCCAGGUCCCGGAGGGGUUGUUGGUCCCCAGGGACCCACAGGAGAGACGGGGCCUGUUGGUGAGAGAGGACACCCAGGGCCUCCAGGCCCACCUGGAGAACAGGGUCUUCCAGGAGCUGCUGGCAAGGAGGGAGCCAAGGGAGAUCCUGGACCACAAGGAUCCUCUGGUAAAGACGGCCCCCCAGGCCUCCGCGGGUUCCCCGGAGAGCGAGGUCUACCUGGUGCUACGGGUCCAGCAGGUUUGAAGGGAGGCGAGGGUCCCCAGGGUCCACCUGGGCCUGUUGGUUCUCCUGGUGAGAGAGGUCCUGCUGGUGCAGCUGGUCCAAUCGGUCUUUCUGGUAGACCUGGUCCCCAGGGUCCUCCGGGUCCAGCUGGAGAGAAAGGUGCACCUGGUGAGAAAGGGCCUCAGGGUCCUGCUGGUCGUGAUGGUGUCCAGGGUCCUGUGGGUCUGCCUGGGCCCGCUGGACCACAGGGACCACCGGGUGAAGACGGAGACAAGGGAGAAGCCGGCGAGUCUGGACAGAAAGGAAGUAAAGGUGACAAGGGGGAGCAGGGUCCUCCUGGACCAGCUGGUCUCCAGGGUCCCGUAGGAGCCCCGGGUCCUGCUGGAGCUGAUGGAGAGCCCGGUCCCAGAGGUCAGCAGGGUAUGUUUGGGCAGAAAGGAGAUGAAGGCCCUAGAGGUUUCCCUGGGCCCCCUGGUCCCAUCGGUCUGCAGGGUCUUCCAGGACCUCCAGGUGAAAAGGGAGAGAAUGGUGACGUUGGGCCUAUGGGUCCUCCUGGUCCCCCUGGUCCUAGAGGUCCUCAGGGUCCAAGUGGAGCUGAUGGCCCACAAGGUCCUCCAGGUGGUGUUGGCCCAAUGGGAUCUGUUGGUGAGAAGGGUGAGCAAGGUGAAGCUGGAAACCCUGGACCACCUGGAGAGCCCGGCACUGGGGGACCCAAAGGUGAGAGAGGAGAGAAAGGAGAGGCUGGCCCCCCUGGAGCUGCUGGACCUGCUGGUGCCAAAGGACCCCCUGGAGAUGAUGGUCCAAAGGGCAACCCUGGUCCUGUUGGAUUCCCUGGAGACCCUGGUCCCCCUGGAGAGCCAGGUGUUGCUGGAACUGACGGAGAACCUGGAGAGAAAGGAGAGGACGGUGAAGCUGGUCUACCAGGAUCUGCAGGUCCAUCUGGAGAGGCUGGUCCACCUGGCCCACCUGGAAAGAGAGGACCUCCCGGAGCGCUCGGAGCAGAGGGCAGGCAAGGAGAGAAAGGAGCUAAGGGUGAAGCAGGUGCCGAGGGCCCAGCGGGUAAAACUGGACCAGUUGGCCCCCAGGGACCUCCUGGAAAGCCCGGUCCAGAGGGUCUACGUGGAAUCCCUGGCCCUGUUGGUGAACAAGGUUUGCCUGGAGCACCGGGACAAGAUGGUCCACCAGGUCCACUGGGACCUCCUGGUCUCCCUGGCUUGAAAGGUGACCCUGGAUCCAAAGGUGAAAAGGGUCACCCAGGUCUGAUUGGUCUCAUCGGACCCCCUGGGGAGCAAGGAGAGAAGGGAGAUCGAGGUUUGCCCGGACCCCAGGGCACUCCUGGUGGCAAGGGUGACUCUGGUGUCAGUGGAGCUUCUGGGCCUCUUGGUCCCCCAGGCCCCCCUGGUCUACCUGGCCCUCAAGGUCCCAAAGGAUCCAAGGGAUCAUCAGGUCCUGCUGGUCCAAAAGGAGACACUGGUUCCAUAGGUCCUCCGGGUCCUCCUGGCCCACCAGGCGAGGCCAUCCAGCCCCUCCCCAUUCACUCUCCAAAGAAGCGCUCCACUGACGUGCAGUCAGAUGCAGCAGGUACCUUCAUGGAUUAUGGUGAGGGCAUGGAGGACAUAUUCAGCUCACUCAACAACCUCAAACAGGACAUUGAGCGUAUGAAAUACCCCAUGGGGACACAGAAUAACCCGGCCAGAACAUGCAAAGACCUGCAGCUCUGUCACCCAGAGUUCCCUGACGGCGAGUACUGGAUCGAUCCAAACCAGGGCUGCUCUGGGGAUUCCUUCAAGGUCUACUGUAACUUUACAUCUGGAGGGGAGACCUGCAUCUAUCCUGACAAAAAGUCUGAUGGAGUGAGGUUAUCCUCAUGGCCCAAAGAAUCUCCAGGCUCAUGGUUCAGUGAAUUCAAGCGUGGUAAAAUAUUUUCCUACGCCGACGUUGAUGGAAACUCGAUAAACGAGGUCCAGAUGACCUUCCUCAGGCUACUAACAGCCUCAGCCAGGCAGAACUUCACCUACAGCUGCCACCAGUCUGUGGCGUGGCACGACGCCUCCAGCGACAGCUACGAUAAGGCGCUGAGGUUCCUGGGCUCCAAUGAUGAGGAGAUGUCUUACGACAACAGCCCGUACAUUAAGGCCAUCUCAGAUGGCUGCUCGACAAGGAAGGGCUAUGGAAAGACUGUGAUGGAGAUAAAUACUCCUAAAAUCGAUCAGGUUCCGAUCGUUGACGUCAUGUUGACUGACUUUGGGGACCCAAACCAGAAGUUUGGGUUUGAAGUUGGACCCGUCUGCUUUCUUGGCUAAAUAAAAAUUAUAAAGUAAAAAAAAAAAGACUUGAUGAGGACAGCAAAGAAAGUCAAGUCGAGACGUUCUGGAUGCCACCAAACCCCGUUUUUAGCCCUCACCCUUUCUUUGCCACAUGCAAGUUUUGAGUAUAAGAGAUGGUGUAGCAAACAUCUUUCCAUGUAUGUACGCGUAACCCAGGAAAAUCCUCGCCGCCCUCGUAGGGCUCCAACCAUAUGACUCAAACACGUUAUGGGACAAAGGUGCAGGACGAAGGAGAGCGUGGCAGAGGAGGAGGAACCGGAAGGAACCAACAAAAAGGAGUUCUAGUGACACUAAAUUCUCCAGGUGCUGUAUGAAAAUGACUACAAUGGUGCUUGAUCUAAACACACAAAAAGUAUAUAGUGGUGCUAAGAAAGAAGAUGUAUUUUGAUAAUUAUUAAAAAAAUGUAAUUAUUAUUUUGUACAAUACUUUUAUUUCUGAAUCCACUCUCAAAACUUGCAUGUGUGUCACAUUCUGAUUUGAGUCUUUUAUUUCAGUGGUUCAAACAUAAACGGAGAACGUUAAAACCAGAACCAAUCAAACGUGCAUUCCUGACAGCUUUGUUUCAUUCACCACAUUCUGUCUACAUGUCAUAAAGCAAAUAAAAACUUAGCAUUCCCAUCAUUUUCCAUGACUAAACUAGACUGUAGGCCCUUUGUAUAUACUGAAAACAGCUGCAACUAUCACACCAGCACAUUAACGGUAACAUCUCCCACUAAUGUUGUGAUCCUGUGCUUGUAGGAGGCAAUUACGACAUCCAUUUUCCUUUAUUUAAUUCCAUUUGUUGCUUUUUUUUCUUUUGACAGGCUUCUGUUUUGGUUGUAUACCUCAAACUUUCUUGAUAACCUUUAAGUUGAAAGGAUACUAAGCCCUGUAUAUACCCUGUUAAACAAAUAAGUUUAUAUAUUUUGGGUGGGGAUUUUUUAAAGAGAGAAAUAAGUUAACUGUUAGACAUCCACUGUUCAAAUCCUUUCUGUGAAUGCAAUGAGAAGCCCUUGCGGUGACCCAUUUUUGUAACUAAAGUGAAAAAAAUGUUUUAUUGUGCUGUUUUGUUUUGUUUUUUAGUUCAUUUAAAUAUUAAAAACUGGAUUCUAAACAACAGUGAGCUGAAUGCCUCCAUCAUGUGUGAAAUAUCUGGAACAGACUGACUAAUGUACUCGUCAGAAGCUUUAAAUCAGUUCUGUCUCAUGUAACAUUAGCGAUCAUGGGCUCGUGCAAUCCCCAUCUCUUGAAACCAACUGACUACAAAAACUCAAUAAAAAGUCUUCUUCACCUGCUACA
Nothobranchius furzeri (turquoise killifish) is the source of this 7020-nucleotide messenger RNA. RefSeq names its product collagen, type XI, alpha 1a (gene col11a1a). The record is from RefSeq and is a predicted model, not a curated record. NCBI's taxonomy places the organism in Eukaryota, Metazoa, Chordata, Actinopteri, Cyprinodontiformes, Nothobranchiidae. Gene Ontology annotation, biological process: extracellular matrix organization. Gene Ontology annotation, molecular function: extracellular matrix structural constituent conferring tensile strength. Gene Ontology annotation, cellular component: collagen type XI trimer.